Molecule: messenger RNA, 1125 nt
Organism: Macadamia integrifolia
Lineage: Eukaryota; Viridiplantae; Streptophyta; Magnoliopsida; Proteales; Proteaceae
Product: polygalacturonase non-catalytic subunit AroGP2-like
Exons: 2
Coding region: 62-1087 (341 amino acids)
Source: RefSeq, a predicted model, not a curated record
AUCUUGUUAUUUCCAGAAAGGCACAAACCCAACUCACUUAGUUCUCUAUUUCAUUUCCAACAUGACACAUCCGAUUCUGUUGCUUGGAUGUCUGAUAGUAAUAUACUUUUGUGGAUCACAAGCUGAAAAUGCCUUCUCACAGUACUGGGAAGAGCAUAUUGGUCUUCCAUUACCUCCACAUUGGUUAACUGCAAAGGCUUCUCCAUUAAGUCUUCAUCAGAUUGAAAUGUUUAUGAAACUUAUAGAGAAAAAUGAAUUAUCUUCCCACCUGCAUUCUUUCUGUAAGCAAGCUAAUGUUGCUUGUUCUACAAAUACACUGGUGAAGAAUACAAUGAAUGACACAACGUUACCUCCAAUAGCUCAGUGGAAUGCUGACAGAGUGGUUUAUGAACACUCUCCAAAAGACAUACCCCUAUCAGUUGCCAGCCAAGGAGGAUUGCCAUUUUUUCGAGAAUCAAUGGUAAAAGAGGGAAGUGUCAUGCUUGUCCCUGAUCUAAGAGACCCAGUGUCAUUUAGAUCAUUCUUACCGCGACCUCUGGCAUCAAAAAUCCCAUUUUCCAUUGCCCAGAUUGAUGAAUUAAAAAAAAAAUUUGGCGUGGUGGAUGAAUCAAAUAUGGAUGAGUAUAUUAAAGCCACCGUCGAGACAUGCAAAAAAAGCCCCAUUCAAGGCGAGCAGUACACUUGUGUGACUUCCGCCGAGGAUCUCAUUGAUUUUGUUGUCGAGAAAUUAGGACACCAUAUACACAUAUGGAGUACUGGGAGCGUUGAAGGAUCUUAUGAGAAUGUCACAAUUGGAGCUGUGAAACUCAUAUAUGAAAACCUUUCUGAACCACUAGUCAUAUGUCAUAGUCAGCCAUUCCCAUUUCAAGUUUACUUUUGCCAUAUUUUUCAUAAAGUAAAAAUAUAUGUAGUUAAUAUACAUGCUAGGAAGAAAGUGAAUCAUGUGAUAAUGGCAUGCCACUAUGACACAUCAAUUUGGAGUCCAAACCAUCAUGCUUUUAAGAUGUUGGGUUUUGGCCCUGGCUUAAUUGAAAUCUGUCAUUGGAUAAAUGCGAAUGUAAUCGUCUGGACGAAGACUCUAGGUUGAGUAGCAUUUGAAAAUAUAAAUGAUUAUCUUUUACUUCU